CGAUAGGUCACAAGAUAACAGUAGUCUAAUUCGAAUUCACGGAACCAAAUGAAAGGAGCUGUCAGACGAGAGAGGUUGAACCACGUGCAGUUGCCUCAAUAGAUUGCUUUGAAAAUGGCAAAUAGAUCCGCGGAGAACACUUCUCAGGGAUGAAACAGCAGUGCCACCAGGACUCCACUCCAUUGGUGUUCAUUAGGUACAAGGCAACUCAAAAAGCCAUGGAUACCCUAAGCUUGUGGGAAACAUCAGCAAUCCCUGUACGAUGAUGAUGUUGAGAUAAGGGUGAUGCACCCCACUUUAUCAUCAAACAGGAUGAUAGUUAGCAGCAUGAUAGCUGGAAAUGACAGUUGCCUUCUAAGACACCUGAUUGAGGCAAUCAGGCAAGCCAAGGAGGCAUCACGUGCUCUUAAAGCUCACAGGGAUCUCUUGCAAAGGGAUAGAGCUCUAAGGGCACAACAAGACAAAGAGUUUCAAGCUUCUGAGGUUUCUGACAGGGCCAAUCACACCCAAACAGAGGUUAUAGCAGACAGACCUCAAGACACAGAAAAUGAGACUGAUCUUGGGGAGGGCCUAGAUGAAACUGAGGUGGACACUGUAGAGACUUUCAAGAAUCCAUAA
Messenger RNA from Pocillopora verrucosa, 618 nucleotides. The record is from RefSeq and is a predicted model, not a curated record. Lineage: Eukaryota; Metazoa; Cnidaria; Anthozoa; Scleractinia; Pocilloporidae.